Messenger RNA from Fusarium keratoplasticum, 861 nucleotides. RefSeq names its product HET domain-containing protein. Lineage: Eukaryota; Fungi; Ascomycota; Sordariomycetes; Hypocreales; Nectriaceae. The transcript has a single exon. The coding region runs from base 1 to 861 and encodes 286 amino acids. The record is from RefSeq and is a predicted model, not a curated record.
AUGAGUUUCUUUCUUCGCAAGACCAAGUUCAAAUAUGCCUCACACCUGGACAACCAUAGCAUUCGGCUUGUGCGAUUUCUCAAGCCAGGAUGGACACAGCGAACAGCGGAGUUGAGUCUCGAGCUAAGCAUCUGGCAACUCCAAGAUUCCGACAGGCUUGGCUAUCACGCGCUCUCGUAUACCUGGGGGCCACCCGAAGGGGACGGUAGUUACAGCUCUUCCGACAUGCGCCCAAUUCUACUCAACGGCAGGAAAUUUCAGGUCUAUCCCAACUUGCACGAUGCUCUUGUCCAGCUUCAAAACUCUCUCGUCACUGAGUAUCACUGGAUUGAUGCCAUCCGCAUCAACCAGGAAGACGAACGUGAAAAAGCAGCUCAAGUAUCCAUGAUGGCUCAUAUCUAUUUCUCGGCCACUCAAGUCAAUGUCUGGGUUGGAAGAAGUAACGAAGACACACCCAUGGUCAAGGCUCUGAUCGGGAACUUGGCAAUGUAUAUUGACAAUGUAUUGGCCAUCGAGGGAGACCUGGAUCCCCUACUCGAGAGAAAGGUGAAACAACUUGGACUCCCAUCCUUGACCAGGGAGAAUUGGCUACCAUUGGUGAAAUUCUACUUUCUAAAUUGGUUCAGGCGAUCGUGGGUUAUACAGGAAGUGGCACUGGCAAGGAAUGUUCGUAUUGUCAUGGGCGACAAGGGGUACAUCACUUGGGGGGACCUCAGAGAUGCAAAUGGCAUCAUGAACCGACUCGGAUUCUACCCAGGCGGCUUGACCGAGAUGCAGCAGGGACUGGGAGAUGAAUGGACGUUUCCCGCAAUUGGUUAUCCGGCCGAGAUGAUCAUGGCCAAUGGCUUGUGCAAGUCUUGA